Messenger RNA from Saccharomyces kudriavzevii IFO 1802, 474 nucleotides. RefSeq names its product Aim19p (gene AIM19). Gene Ontology annotation, cellular component: mitochondrion. NCBI's taxonomy places the organism in Eukaryota, Fungi, Ascomycota, Saccharomycetes, Saccharomycetales, Saccharomycetaceae. The record is from RefSeq and is a predicted model, not a curated record. The transcript has a single exon. Bases 1 to 474 code for a protein of 157 amino acids.
AUGUCUGCGAAUCCCACUCCUGAUGAUGCUAAGGAUGAAGUUCUGUCGCCAUUCCGCCGACUAUACGGUUUAACAAAGACCCCUUAUCCAGCACUUGUCAGUGCGGCACUACUAGCGUCAACACCAGUACUAUCUCCAUCUUUGAAAGUCCCUUCAACACAGCCUCCCGCUCUUUCAAUACCAAUGUUCAGAGUAUUUUCUAGAUCACCUACUCCUAGGAUUGGUAUAACUACUAAGACGGCCCUUUUUUUUUCUACGAUGCAAGCUAUAGGGGCAUACAUGAUCUAUGACAACGACUUGGAGAAUGGAGCUGGCUUCAUUGCUACAUGGUCUGCCCUGUACUUGAUCGUGGGUGGCAAAAAAUCUUUCAGUGCGUUAAGAUAUGGAAGAACUUGGCCAUUGGUGCUAUCGUCCGUAUCAUUGGCAAACGCCGUUCUUUACGGUCAAAGAUUCCUUGCCACUGGGUUCCAAUGA